Molecule: messenger RNA, 3036 nt
Organism: Dioszegia hungarica
Lineage: Eukaryota; Fungi; Basidiomycota; Tremellomycetes; Tremellales; Bulleribasidiaceae
Exons: 15
Coding region: 1-3036 (1011 amino acids)
Biological process (GO): rRNA catabolic process
Cellular component (GO): cytoplasmic exosome (RNase complex); nuclear exosome (RNase complex)
Molecular function (GO): endonuclease activity; RNA binding; 3'-5'-RNA exonuclease activity
Source: RefSeq, a predicted model, not a curated record
AUGGCAGCCGUAGCAGUCCAGUCUGCAAGCUCCUCCCGGACCCAUCCGCCAAUCACCAUUCUCAAGCGGACGCGGGAGGAUUUACCGCUUUCGCAGACCAAAUUCCUCAAGAAGACCGCUAGGGGCAAGGUACUCACGUUCCUUCGAGAGCGAUAUGUCAGAGACGACAUCCCAUGCGGAUUCGAGUCAUGUCGCCACUGCGAUGCCUUCCCCGGUCAUCGGCCUGUAUUGCCUGAUGUAGGGUACAGGGCGCACAUGAAAUACACUGGCAAGGAGGGUCACUACUUGGUGAUCGAUACCAACAUCGUGCUCCAUCAAAUGGAUCUGCUGGCUGCUUUGCCAAAGACCUUGCCUUUGAUCGUACCUUCGACGACCAUCCGGGAGACGAGACAUCGGUCCCUGCCGCUUUACAACAGACUGCAGGAGCUGGUCAAGGAUGAAGAUCGGAUAGUCUGGGUAUGGUGGAAUGAGGAACGGAGGGAGACGGCUACGGUCGAGGAACAGGGGGAGAGCAUCAACGAUAGAAAUGAUCGAGCCAUCCGAAACACCCUCAUCUUUUACGCCGCCCACCUCACGAUCUCAGCCAGCAAGCCGCCCCAGCUGAUCAUGCUUUCGGACGACAAGGGAAACAGGGCGCUGGCGGAGGCGGAAGGCUUGUUGGCGGUGUCAGCUAGGGAAUAUGUGGAUGGUCUGGUCCCGACCGAGAGGGAGAAGCUCGUGGACCUGGUCGUCGGUGGUGUGGAUGCACUUGGGGACGGAGAGCGAAGGGGCCGGAGAAUCUACGACGAGUAUCUCUCACAGGAUGACCUGAACGCCGGUGUCAAAUCUGGCCGUCUCCACCAAGGCCACUUCAACGCCUCCCAGUACAACUACCUCGAGGGUACCGUGCGUGUCAUGUCACUGGACAAGCCCGUCCUCCUCGUUGGCCGAGAAGCCAUGAACCGAUCUGUCGACGGAGACGUCGUGGUGGUGGAGAUCUUCCCCAAGUCGGAAUGGAAAGCCCCAGGCUCGGAAGUUCUUGAUCAAGACCUCGCGCUCAAGGACGACGAUGCAGAUGACGACGAAGAUGCAGGGGUCACGGAAGAGGAGAAGCGGGCAGCAGCUAGAGAGAAGGUGGAAGCGGAGGAGGCGGCGAAGCGGAAGCCUCGGGAUGUUUUGCCGACUGGGAAGGUCGUCGGCGUUAUCAAGCGAAACUGGCGCGCAUAUGUCUGCCACGUCGACCGGUCUUCCCUCUCCGCUGCGGCCCUCACCUCCCUUUCCCAGCAAACCAUCUUCGCCACUCCCCUCUCUCGCUCGCUCCCCCGUAUCCGGCUUCGUACUCGUCAAGCCCCAUCACUCAUCGACCAAAAGAUCCUCGUUACUAUCGACCAGUGGCUCCCGUCAUCUCGAUACCCCGACGGACACUUUGUCCGCGCGCUUGGCAAGGUAGAGAGCAAAGAGGCGGAACAGGAGAGUCUGUUGUUGGAGUACGAGGUGCCAUAUAGGCCGUUUGGGAAGGCUAUUCUGGACUGUCUGCCGAAGGAGGGAGACAGCUGGGUCGUGCCGCCCAAGAAGGAGGGUGAUGUGGUAUGGAGAGAUCGGGAGGAUCUGAGGGAUCUGGUGAUUUGCAGUAUUGAUCCGCCAGGGUGUCAAGAUAUCGAUGAUGCGCUGCACGCUCGACCGCUGCCCAACGGCAAUAUCGAAGCGGGUGUCCACAUCGCCGAUGUCUCCCACUUUGUCCACUCUGCGAACCCGAUGGACUCGGAAGCUGCAUCUCGAGGUACCACUGUGUACCUCGUGGAUAAGCGUAUCGAUAUGUUGCCCGCUCUGCUGGGCACCAACCUCUGCAGUCUUCGACCCUUUGUUGAGCGGCUAGCAUUCUCCGUCAUUUGGGAAUUGACGCCUACCGGGGAGAUUGUCAAUGAGCGAUUCGUUAAGUCUGUCAUCGCUUCAAAGGAGGCCUUCACGUACGAGGCUGCCCAGGUCCGCAAAGAUGACAAAUCCCUCAACGAUCCCCUGACAAUGGGUAUCCGUCUCCUUAACACACUUGCUAUCGCGCUCAAGAAGAACCGGAUCAAGGCUGGAGCCCUCUCGCUCUCGUCGCCUGAGUUAAAGAUCCACCUCGACAGCUCGGAAUCCGCCGAGCCAAUCGACGUCGAGCAGAAACAGCCGCGCGAGACCAACAGUCUAGUUGAGGAGUUCAUGCUGCUUGCGAACAUUAGUGUGGCCCGGAAGAUCCAGGACAGCUUCCCUGGUACUGCUGUACUCAGACGCCACGCUCCACCGCCCAAGACCAAUUUUGACGGCUUGAACGACCUGCUCCUGAAGCGCAAGGGCGUGCAGCUGGACGUCUCGUCCAAUGGCGCUCUGGCCAAGUCGCUGGAUGAAUGCGUCGACCCCGCGAACCCCGACUUCAACACUUUGGUCAGGAUCAUGGCGACUCGGUGCAUGCUUUCAGCCGAGUACUUCUGCUCUGGAAGUGUCAGCAAAGAUGGUUAUGGGCACUAUGGUCUGGCUAGUCCAAUCUAUACCCAUUUUACAUCGCCAAUCAGACGGUACGCCGACGUUCUCGCUCACCGGCAACUCUCCGCGGCGAUCGGCUACUCUCCUCUUCAUCCCACCCUCCAGUCCAAGCAGCACGUCGACAAGACUCUGAGCGUGGUCAAUAAGCGGCACAGGCUUGCCCAGAUGGCCGGACGCGCCAGUGUCGAGUUUUAUGUCGGUCUUGCGCUCAAGGCGCGAGGCGCAAAGGUCGUGGCGAGCGGCAAGAAACGUGGGAUCAUGGAGGAGGCAUUUGUCAUCAGGGUGUUCAAGAACGGUAUGGCGGUCUUCAUAUCCAAGCUUGGUCUUGAAGGUCUGAUUACCUUUACCAAAUCGACGCAUACGUUCGACGAGGAGAACUACUCGCUUUCGCUCCCGAAACCUGAGGGCGGAAACGUGGACGUGUCGGUGUUCGACAAGGUGAUGGUUGGGGUGACGAUUGAGAAGGACAAGAACACGCAACGGGGGAAGGUGGUCAUGCGUCUUGUGGGACCUGUAGAUUCGGACGAUCUGUAG